Messenger RNA from Manis pentadactyla (Chinese pangolin), 993 nucleotides. Its product is annotated as interferon alpha-1/13-like. The transcript has a single exon. The record is from RefSeq and is a predicted model, not a curated record. Gene Ontology annotation, cellular component: extracellular region. Gene Ontology annotation, biological process: response to exogenous dsRNA; B cell proliferation; adaptive immune response. Bases 328 to 840 code for a protein of 170 amino acids. NCBI's taxonomy places the organism in Eukaryota, Metazoa, Chordata, Mammalia, Pholidota, Manidae. Gene Ontology annotation, molecular function: type I interferon receptor binding; cytokine activity.
CGCCAGCUUCCGGGCUCGCUCCCCGAGAAAAACGUCGCCCGCCGGACCGCGCCAAGGCUCCCAGCUCGGCAGUCAGGGCCGCCGAAACGGAGGUGUCUUACUAUUAAAGCAGCACGAUGAUGGCUCGCCAGGAGGCGACAGGCGUUUCCGUCAGGCUCCGGCGUCCGCGGCUCCCAAAUCUCGGCGUCCGAAAAGCUACCCGCGCGCCUCCUGGUGGCCUGAUAGGGAAUCACGGUUUUCAGGGACCCAUCGAAGGACACUGGGCGCUAACUGGUUAGCGGUGCCCGCGCGCCCCCUGGCAGCCGUCUGGUAAAUCGCUGAAUCUCUAUGGCCCAGAUCUAUUUGCUCGUGGCGGGAGUGAUGCUCUGCUGCAUCCCUACCUGCUCUCCUGGCUCGGUCUUGCCUUGGUACCAUAGCCUAGAAAACAGGGAACUCUUCAAACUUUUGCAACAGCUGAAAAGUAUUCCCUCUCAGUCCUGCCUAAAUGACAGAACCGACUUCAAAUUCCCUUGGAAAAGAGGGACUAUCACUCAAAUACGGAUGACACAAGGCACCUGCUUCCACCAUCAGAUACUCCAGCAGAUCUUCAACCUCUUCAGCACAAAGGAGAGCCAUGCCAUUUGGAACAACGCUCUUCUCCAUAAAAUACUCUUCUGCCUUGAUCACAGCCUAGAACAAAUGGAGCACAGGGAAGAAGAAAAUCUGGCCUGUCCCCACUUGGGAAUUGUUGUCCGCAAAUAUUUCCAAAGAAUCAAUCUCCAUCUGAAGGAAAAAGAAUACAGCCCUUGUGUCUGGGAGGUUGUCAGAAGGGAAAUUAAAAUGUGCCUUUCUCUCAUCUGACAAUCCUCAAAGACAAGGAAACAAAGAAAAAAGUGAUACUCAUGACACUCUCUAAUAUAUUACAGUGUUUGCCAAGCCCAAAAAACAAUCUUGAUUUAUAUCUGAAACCAAAAUAAUGGUUAUUUAAAAAACAUAUUGUACAUCAUGAAUUUA